This is a messenger RNA of Seriola dumerili (greater amberjack), 937 nucleotides long. RefSeq names its product interleukin-8-like. NCBI's taxonomy places the organism in Eukaryota, Metazoa, Chordata, Actinopteri, Carangiformes, Carangidae. The record is from RefSeq and is a predicted model, not a curated record. The transcript has 4 exons. Gene Ontology annotation, biological process: cellular response to lipopolysaccharide; neutrophil chemotaxis; antimicrobial humoral immune response mediated by antimicrobial peptide. Gene Ontology annotation, molecular function: chemokine activity; CXCR chemokine receptor binding. The coding region runs from base 216 to 515 and encodes 99 amino acids. Gene Ontology annotation, cellular component: extracellular region.
CGCUAGAUUCAAACAGCAGAGCGAGAAGGCAGCUGAGCAAAGAAAAAGGAAAGGUAGAUGAGAGUGGGAGCUGAACAAGAAGAAGAAGAAUAGAGCGGAAUAGAAAACACCUUCCUCACUUUACAUUUAUAUUCUUCAGUCUUCGUCAGAGGGCUUUCUGAAGGACAUUUUUAUCUUUUAUUGGUUUCGUUGUUGCAAAAUUUGCAAAGGGCAAAAUGACGAGCAGCAGAGUGAUUGUCAUUGCUAUGAUGGUGCUCCUGGCCUCCCUGUCCAUCAGUGAAGGGAUGAGUCUGAGAAGCCUGGGAGUAGAGCUGCACUGCCGCUGCAUCCAGACAGAGAGCAAACCCAUUGGCCGCCACAUUGCAAAGGUGGAACUGAUUCCUGCCAACUCCCACUGCGAGGACACUGAGAUCAUUGCUACUCUGAAAAAGACAGGCCAAGAGGUCUGCCUAGACCCCGAGGCUCCCUGGGUGAAGAAAGUGAUUCAGAAGAUCAUGUCCAACAGAAGACGCUGAGCAGAUGGCGAGUGACGUCUUUCAAUGAGUCUGAGCCAUUUAUGGACAAAUGAAAAGUACCCUAAAGUAUUUGUUUGAUCAGAUGACUGAGUCAUCACCCUCAUUUCAUGUUAACACCAGGGGUCUGCUUGAUGUCCUGAUCAACUGUUGAAGUGGACAAUAGAAUUUACUCACUCGAUUAUGUUUGUAUCAAACAUGCAAUUUUGUUAACAAGUCUGUUCUUGUUUGUAUUUUACUUAAAUAUUUUCUAGCCAAAACUCUUUUCUGCAAUUUUGGCUGCUCCUAUCAGUCCAGUAAUACAGAUUAGAUUACUCCUCUUUGUCGCUUAUUUAUGUCUUUAGCAUUAUUUAUUGAUGUAUUUAUGAAAUGUAUCUAUAAUAUCUAUAUGGCCUAUUGAUCAAAAUAAAAAAGAUCAUUUGAAA